GACGCUCCACUCCUCUCAGGAGCCGCGCGCAGAGAUCAGUCUGCCGGGGAGCGAGCCACCAUGUCCCGGUAGGUAGUCCGGGAUCAGACCACUGUGGAAAUAUGAAUGGAUGUAAUUUUUCUGAGCGUAAAAAAAAGGUAAUAUGUUCUGACUGAUUGUAUUUAAAGUGGGAACUAUUACGCAGCGAGGGGAUCGUUGAGGACUUCUGGAUUUUGCUUCAGUUUCUAUGCUUUUGAUAAGUCAAAUCAAAUGUGGUGACAUCUCUAAGGACUACUUUUGUCUCUUUUAAUUUUGACACAAACACUAAGACUUUUGGCCACGGGGUUGAAACUUUUUGAGUUGGAGAUGGAGCCGGAGGAGGGAAAGCUCUCAGUGUGGGUCUGCCGGGAGGAGAAGCUUGUCUCCGGGCUAACGAAGCGCACCACCUGCGCAGAUGUGGUCAGAGUCCUGCUGGAUGACCAGAAUCUGCAGCAGGGCGCCGCGUCUGCGAUGCUCUCUGGAGCUCCGCAGUCCUACUGUGUGGUGGAGAAAUGGAGAGGCUUCGAGAGGAUUUUACCCAACAAGACCAAAAUCCUUCGGCUGUAUGGCGCGUGGGGGGAAGAGCAGGAGAAUGUCCGAUUUGUCCUGGUGAAGAACGAGGCUUCGCUGCCUAAUAAUGGACCCCGCAGCGCUGAGGCUCGUGUGGUCCAGAGCCGGGAGAGCGGCUGUCCGGGCGGGGGGCUGAAGGGCACCGCCAAGACCUGCUGGACCGCCGCGGCCACCGCUGCGAACCUGUCCCAGGAGAAACAGAGGCGCAUAGUCAGGAAGGCUUUCAGAAAGUUGGAUAAGAUGAACAAAAAGAAGGAGCUGUCUGUCCCCAAAGAUAAGGGCUCGGUGGAGAAGAUGGAGACGCUGGUUCACCUGGUGAUCUCCCAGGACCACACAAUCCGGCAGCAGGUCCAGAGGAUCAAGGAGCUGGACCGGGAGAUCGAGCGAUACGAGGCCAAAGUGCAUUUCGAUCGCAUCAAGAGACACGGGGUGAACUAUGUGCAGGACACAUACAUGGUGGACGCCUCCUCGGAGGACCCUGACGCCUCGGACUGUAAGCGCAAAGCGGAGCGGCAGGACGCCAGGUGCACGGCGGAGGCGGUGGCACAGUUCGAGGAGUACGCGUUGCGGUGCGAGGAGGUCGUGCGGCUGCAGGAGGAGGUUACGGAGCGGGAGGCUCUGGUGGAGUGCAUCACCGGGGAGAUCCAGGAGGAGCUCAACAGGCGGUGGAUGAAGCGGCGGCGGGAGGAGAUAGGAGCGGAAGCAGCGAAGGACACGGACAGCAUCGCGGAGGAUAUGAGCCUGGCUGCCGCUCCAGCUGUGGAAGCAGAUGUGGAAAGUUUGUCUGAGAAUGAGUUUGUGUUGGAGGAAGAGAGGAUUAAAACGCAGCUUGACACCAGCCUGUACAUUGGGCUGCGGCUCAAGACAGACCUUGACUCCAUCAGAGGAGACUUGGACCUGAGUUUGGCGCUCUGGGAGACCAGGGAGAGUGAACUUCUGGACCUACUGGCUAAAGUUGAGACCAUGGAGAUAGAGCAGAUGACUGAUGAUGUUGAGUCAGAUCUGGGGGCCGUGAGCAAUGAAGCUGAGCCCCCAGAAGAGAAGAGCAGCGUCUGGGUGGAGCAGGCCAGAGGGCUUUCCAAAACCUGCCACACCAACGACGAGGACUCGGACACAGGCUUGAGUUCCAUGCACAGCCAGGACUCUGACAACCCCCCUGUGUGCGAGUCACUGGUAUAGACUCACUAUGUAAAGCAAGUUGGACUAAACUCAGGGGCAGAGAAUAGGUGUUGGAUAUAGAGUGGUGCAGUGAUGAUGUAUUUUUUAUAGUCCAUCCCGGAAGUUAGCGUCGUAAGGGCUCCAUUGGAUAUUGGAAUAUUGAAGAAAAUAAUAUAUGUGGCAAACACACAUUUAUGUUGCUCACACGUUUUGUUCAGCAGGAUAAUCUCCACAUAUUAACACCACUUUGAUGAUAGUUUAAGUGUAAAUGCAAACGGCAGAAGUAAAAAGCUAACGUUAGGCUGUAAAUAAACUUAGUUUAGAUAAUGUUUGGCAUGUUAACAUUUAGUAUUCUCAUUUAGCCACUUGUUAGCAACCGACAAUUUAAAGACAUGUAAAGGCUUAAGACUUUCCCCAGUGGGGUAUUUACUGAUGUAGUUUGUAAAAUCCAAAGCAAAAUCUUGUAAAGUUAUACCUUUUUAGGGAAUCUAGCAAAAACUCAUUCAAACAAACAAUUACUUUAAGACAAGGGAGCCCAACAUUGCAAAAAUUCUAACUAAUUUCAGAGUUUAGGAAACAUUCCUGCACCACUCUAUACUGGGAGAUGUUACCCCAAAUGCACCUCAACACAGAUAAUUCAAUAGCAAUAAUUCCUAUAGUUGCACAGUAUAGCUUGGAGGGACAGCAUGUGUAGAGGUGAUAUACAGCCAUGUUGCUCCAUAGCUGACUUCCAUGAGGAGAGUCAACAAAGUAAGAGAAAUAGCCUUUAGGAGUAUUACAAUAAGCCUCUAAUGAUCUGCAGUCUUCAUCAAGAAACUAACUUCAAGGUAAACUCGACACGGGUUCACAAAGAGUUAAUAACAGCUUGCUUAUGUCAGGACACUUUUUGCUGAAGCCGCUAAAAGGGGGAGACUGAGUGUUACACUCUGUAAGUACAGGUUUCCUUUAAAAGGUCAUAAGUAAUUGUAGCUUAAUGCACAGUGAAGUAUACUUGUAGGUCAGCUCCAAAAUGCAACUCCAAAUCAAACAAAUGCAUGAUUAAGGUCAGUUCACCUCAGACUGUUCAAAACAACAUUUAACAUAAAAAAAAAUCAAGGGCAGAUGAUAAUGACUACAUAACUGAUAUGCUGAAUUGUAUCAGAAUUUUGGGAAUGAAAACUGCAGACUUUGUGAAUUGGAGUUGAAACACUGAGCCCUAUCCAGCUGGCUAAGCAUAGUAGAUCAAUUAAUAUUGAUCUCUGUAUUAAAAGUGUCUGUCUUUAAAGCACAAAAAGUUAUAUUUAUUUAACAAUAGAGAUAGGUUAUCUGCUACACUCAAAGUUUGGAUUAUAACAUCAAAUAUACUAUUCUUAUUUUGUUUAAAGCAGCAGUUCUAAAUCUUUGUGGCUUGUGUCCCUUUAAAAUAAUUCAUAAUCAUAUAACAAAGUUACUUAUUUCGAGAGCAGUGAGUAUUUCAAGCAAGCAAAGACUGAUUUAUUUAUCAGGUUUGAAUAAUUAUAGACCUAAGGAAGUCAAGUUAUGAGGCAAAAUAGUUAUGAGCCGUCUUGAAUAAUCUCAUUUUGACCAACUUAAAAGGUCUUGAACUGUUUGGAACCACUGAUUCAGGGGGAAAAAAUAUCCAUAAAACAUUCAUAAAGAUAGAAGUUCAGAGCAAAAACAAAUGUGGGCUUUUUAAAAGAUGUAUUCCAGUAAUAUAGUGUUUUACUUCUAUAGAUGUGAGAGAUUCACACACAAAAUAUUUGUUGAAAUUCAAGUAGACAGCCUAAAUGUUAGUUUCUACAAUGGAUUGAGCUCCAAAAAAACUGAUAAUGCACCCAUAAUGCAACUGAUGCUUAAAUUAGACCCCAUACUUCCUUAAUGCCAACUUGUAAAGCUAGCUUCCUGUUAAAAGUAUUAAAUCUGAAGUCAUGGCUUUAGGUAAACAUUAGAUAUCUGAGGAUUUAAUUUAUUAUACAACUGCUUUCACACGCUGAGUACUUAACAUUCUGAGGGAGGCUGAAAAGCAUCUUACUUAACCAUAAUAAAGGAGCAGACAACGUUAAUACAAGCCACCUUUUUCAUACAUGACUUCCUUUCAUGAGGCAUUAUAAUCCUCAAAAAAUGUUGACUUGUUUUAUCUAAGUCAAUCUGUGAGUACAAGAACCUGUAAGACUUAAUUUUAGGAUGCUCUUUGGAGAAAUUACCCCAUUUAGUUAGACCAAACACUCUGUAUCUCUGAACACUGUGACAUUAAGAACAACUAUUUAAGCCUCCGUUCACUUUCUACACCCUGGAAAAAGUUGCUGCGUUAGCUGUGCUUCCUUGUAAACCUUUCGAGGAACUGCAAACGAAAACAACACAAAAGGCUACCGCAAUAGAUUAUUUCAAGAUCAUCCUUCAGUUAAAUCUCUCUGUAUGUUUGUCCGACUGUAUUGAUGUAAAUCUUACAUGGUGGUUUAAUCAUGUUGGGAAUGAAUAACAUAGAAGAGACUGAUGAUACUGUUUUUGUGGCGUCAGCUGUUAGCUUUAGCCAAAUACUAGCUUAUAGCUAAUUUAUGUAGCUUGUUCAGGAAGCGUUUGGGCCUCUAAGUACAUGAAAUUCAGCUGAAUGGCUCAGAAUCAGCAACUCUGAAGCUACAGCAGUGUUCAGAUGCUCUGUGGCUACAUUGUGACGCUAACAUAACUACACAUGACUGUUAGUGUUGAAAUAAAGAGUAAAACCUU
Messenger RNA from Eleginops maclovinus (Patagonian blennie), 4449 nucleotides. RefSeq names its product Ras association domain family member 10a (gene rassf10a). The transcript has a single exon. The coding region runs from base 346 to 1767 and encodes 473 amino acids. Lineage: Eukaryota; Metazoa; Chordata; Actinopteri; Perciformes; Eleginopidae. The record is from RefSeq and is a predicted model, not a curated record. Gene Ontology annotation, biological process: signal transduction.